Molecule: messenger RNA, 2770 nt
Organism: Mesoplodon densirostris (Blainville's beaked whale)
Lineage: Eukaryota; Metazoa; Chordata; Mammalia; Artiodactyla; Ziphiidae
Gene: EMP1
Product: epithelial membrane protein 1
Exons: 5
Coding region: 192-677 (161 amino acids)
Cellular component (GO): plasma membrane
Source: RefSeq, a predicted model, not a curated record
AAGAAACCGCCCAUCACACACCCCAGCACACCAGCUCAGGAAACUUAUAACCUCGGAAGGCCAGCCCUCCCCUCACUGCGGUCACAAACCUCCAGAAGAGCGGACGCCUGCCACCAGCUCCUGUCACUCUGGGCAUCUCGGUCGCUGGACCCUCAGAGCUCUCUUCACUCCCAAGCCACCAAAAAGCCAAGAUGUUGGUGUUACUGGCCAGUAUCUUUGUGGUCCACAUUGCCACCGUCAUCAUGUUAUUUGUUUCCACCAUUACCAAUGCCUGGAUGGUUUCAGAUGUUGGAACAGGAUCAGUAGGUCUUUGGAAAAACUGUACUGCCAUUGCUGACUGCAGUGACAGCCUGUCAUACAGCGGUGAAGAUGCCCUCAAGGCAGUGCAGGCCUUCAUGAUUCUGUCCAUCAUCUUCUCCGUCAUCUCCCUCGUGAUCUUCGUGUUCCAGCUGUUCACCAUGGAGAAAGGCAACCGCUUCUUCCUCUCGGGGGCCACCAUGCUGGUGUGCUGGCUGUGCAUCUUGGUGGGGGCCUCUAUCUACACUCAUCACUAUGCGAACAGCUCUAUAAACCAGUACCCGGGGAGUCACCACGGCUAUUCCUUCAUCCUGACCUGGAUCUGCUUCUGCUUCAGCUUCAUCAUCGGCAUUCUCUAUCUGGUCCUGAGAAAGAAAUAAGGCUGAUCACGUUAUUGGGGAAUCUGGGGGGUGGGGGUGGGGAGGAGGGAGUCCUUGAAUCUGGGAGAGGAAUGGAAGUUGCUAAGCAGGGAAAACCAAGAGAGGGAACUGGGGGGAGGGGAAGGCAGGGGGGAGGGGCUGAAACCCAAACAUAACUGAGGGGGUCCUGUACUGUCCAGCCCCUGCCCCGGGAGAAAGCCGUGGGCUGGGACGGAUGCUCCCUGGAUGCAGGCCAGAGGGCCUCCCUCCAGCCUCCAGCUGUUAUCAGUUACAUACACUGCCUGGGGCCCCAGCAGCUGCCACAUUGCUGGCUCUACUUCCGAGGGUGAAUUCCGUCUUCAGACCUCCUGCACCUAGUUAAUAUAGCGGUACAAGUCCCGGCAAGGGCAGAUACUGUUCUUGUGCGGAAUACGCCAGGCUUGGAAGCCAUCCUGCCCUUCUGACCCAAAGCAAAACAGCACCAUCUGAAGGGCCCUGUGGGAGGACUUUGGCCAGUGAGCCAUUAUCCCUCGUUGGAACAGAGAUUUAGCUCUGUGGUAUUUGUGACAAAAUGGGAGGAAGAGAGAUAGUGAUUAAGGCUAAGUUGGUGUGUUAGCUAAACUGAGAAAGAGAACUUUUCACAGUGGAAGGCCUGGGGCGUGGUCAGAACCCAGACUAGACCUCACACCGCUGUCCCUCGUGGAGACCUCUUGCUACAGACUUUGCUUGGCCUCUCCUUUAAAGCCAAGGCAGCUCUCUGGAGUUUCUGUAAAGCCACUAACGACCAAUUCAGUGGUGGAAGCACCACACAAAUUAUGGGAAAAAGGGACAGUGUUAUAGCAGGGUUAUGUUAGAGUUAUGUUAUUAGGAACCGCUCUCCAUGCAAUCAAUGUUUGUUUUAAGUAUGUAAUGUGAGAGAGAUGGACAAAGACCUGUGCAACACAAUCUGUUACUCUCCCUCUAAAUUAUACACUUUUGAGGAUGUUUUAUCUAAUUAGCCGCAUUGGGGAUCAGGGCUCCUAGGCUCACAGACAGCUCUAGCUUUGACAUGAGCUGGAGGGGUUGCCUUUCAGAGGUCCUGCCUAUCCCACAACACAGGUGAGGCAAGGCAAUUCUGGAAGCUUCUUAAAAUACACACAAACCAAAACCAAACAACAAAUCCUUGGAUGAAAGGUGCUAUAUCAUUGUCAAGUAUUAAGCAUACUAGAUUUCAGUCACAAUAAGAACAGAGUGUCUGUGCUUCCAGGAAAAUAAGAAAAUUUCCGUGAGAGAAAUAAAAGUAUAGGUGAUGGGCAGAUAUUUUCUUUGAGGAAAAAAAAAACCCCUAAAAACUCUUGUGGUUCCCAGUCAGAUGGUAAUUGAGCUCAUCUGCUGCCCCAAGAGUGUUUCUAUAUAGGACUUAGAAGUAUGGUAUUAGUAUGGUAUUCCUGGUUAAGCAGGCAUUGCUCUGGCCUGGCGCAGCUAUUUUAAGCCAUCUCAGAUUCUGGCUAAAGGGUAUUUUUUUGGUGGAAGACAUUUCCUUUACCAAUCUGAGAAUAUCUACCCUAGGGAGAAUCUGAGACAUCUUGCCUACUUUUCAUCUUCUAGCUCCCUCUUCAUCCCGUUUCUUAUAUAUGUUUCCUUUCGGGGAGCUAUUAUGCCACAGUUGCUGGUAUUUAUGUAAAAGGACUAUUACUAAGUAUAUUUCUCUAUGUUCAUUCUGGUUAGGGGAAUGUUGAGAGCUGGCCACCAAAUAAUCUGGGCUGUGGGGUAAAUUGGUUGGCAAGCAAAAACUGGGGGAUGAUGAACUUUUAAAUUAUGAUUUAAUGGUCACAUGAUUUUAGGAGGGUGUCUUGAGCGCAGAAGCAGAUUUACAUAUCAGAUACAGCCAAAAGAGAUGCUAGCAUUGUGUUAAAAAGUCAAACUGUGACUGGAGUGAACCAUGUAUUCCCUUGUCUUUUACUUUGUUUCUGUGCCAUUUAUGUCUCAUGUAAUUUGCAUUACGUUGGUGGGUUGUUCUAGUACUGUAUUUGGCUUCUUCUUUAAUAGAUUGGUAUUUCAUAUACUAUAAUUGUAAAUAUUUUGAUACAAAUGUUUAUAACACUAGGCAUAUAAAAACAGAUUCUGAUUCCCUU